Molecule: messenger RNA, 880 nt
Organism: Gadus chalcogrammus (walleye pollock)
Lineage: Eukaryota; Metazoa; Chordata; Actinopteri; Gadiformes; Gadidae
Gene: fkbp11
Product: FKBP prolyl isomerase 11
Exons: 6
Coding region: 265-834 (189 amino acids)
Biological process (GO): protein peptidyl-prolyl isomerization
Molecular function (GO): peptidyl-prolyl cis-trans isomerase activity
Source: RefSeq, a predicted model, not a curated record
UGAGAGGAGAACGCCUGGGAGCGAGGUUACCCAGCACAGCCUGUGGGUGCUGCUGGUGAGAUGUUGGACUCGGUCACGUCGAGGCGAUUCAGGGAUCGGGAUAACGUCCGCGGUGAACUACCUGUUAUCAGGGAGAUCUAACACCACAUCAGCGUUCCUCUCUAACCGCAGUCCAUUAGAGGAGCUGGAGCUCGGAGGUCGCUGCUGCAGAACCGAUUCACCCAACUUUCACGCUCCUCGUUUUCCACAACUUACGCUUUCGAAAUGAAGUCAGCGGCGAUCAUAUUAGUAUUGCUGGCCAGCGUCACUUGCGUGUUAACACAAGAGGAACAGAAUGCUGUGGAGGAACUGCUCGUGGAGACCCUGGUGAGCCCUGAGAGCUGCUUGGUGAGGUCGGCCAUGGGGGACACACUGCAGAUCCACUACACGGGUAAACUGAUGGAUGGCAAGGUGAUUGACACCUCCGUGACCCGCGACCCUCUGUUUGUGGAGCUGGGAAAGAAGACCGUUAUUCCCGGGCUGGAGCAGAGCUUGAUUGGAGUUUGUGAAGGACAAAAGAUCAAGGCCACUAUACCAUCCCACCUGGCGUACGGCAAGAGAGGGUACCCCCCCACUAUCCCAGGCGACGCGGUGCUGGAGUUCGAGGUGGAGGUGCUGGCGGUCGCGCAGCAGACGCGGUGGCAGAGGAUGGUGAACGAGGUGUUCCCCCUGGUGUGCCUGGCCCUGGUGCCCACCCUGCUGGGCCUGGUGGGACUCUAUCUGUACAAGAAGGCCAGCGCUCCGUCGUCGCAGGGCAGGAAGAAGACCAAGGACAAGAAGAGCAAGAAGAAGUAAUCCCGCAGGGGGCCCGCGCUAUUUAAAUAAAAGACCAAAAAACGUA